Drosophila santomea is the source of this 895-nucleotide messenger RNA. RefSeq names its product survival motor neuron protein (gene Smn). The transcript has a single exon. Gene Ontology annotation, cellular component: cytoplasm; nucleus. Gene Ontology annotation, biological process: mRNA processing. NCBI's taxonomy places the organism in Eukaryota, Metazoa, Arthropoda, Insecta, Diptera, Drosophilidae. Gene Ontology annotation, molecular function: RNA binding. Bases 122 to 808 code for a protein of 228 amino acids. The record is from RefSeq and is a predicted model, not a curated record.
CAUUUUGGUCAGUGCUGUGAAAUGCGGGUGAUUAGCCCGCGCUUUCCAACACACUGCAAAUUCGCAUAAAAAGUCAAAGCUUGAUUCUUCCUUUGAAAACGUGAUAGGAUUGACAGCAAAGAUGUCCGAUGAGGCCAACACCGCGGUGUGGGAUGAUUCCCUGUUGGUGAAGACGUACGACGAGUCGGUGGGAUUGGCCCGCGAAGCUCUGGCCCGCCGUUUGGCAGAUUCCACCAACAAACGCGAGGAGGAGAACGCCGCUGCCGACGAAGAAGCUGUCGAGGAUUCGGCCACUGGUGCGGCCGCCAGCCCGGAACCGGUGUCCUUCAAGGUGGGUGACUACGCCAGGGCCACCUACGUGGAUGGUUUGGACUAUGAGGGCGCAGUGGUGUCUAUUAACGAGGAGAAGGGCACCUGCGUUAUUCGCUAUUUGGGCUAUGAGAACGAGCAGGAGGUGUUGCUCCUGGACCUCCUGCCGUCUUGGGGCAAGCGGGUGCGUCGCGAGCAGUUCCUCGUCGCCAAGAAGGAGGAGGACGAGCAGCCAAGCCGCUCCAAGUCAUCCGCUGUCGCUUGUGGUCAUCCAAAGACUCCUAAAUCUUCCGGAAGGAGCAGGAUCUCUGGGGGACUGGUUAUGCCGCCCAUGCCACCAGUACCGCCCAUGAUUGUCGGACAAGGCGACGGUGCCGAGCAGGAUUUCGUGGCCAUGCUCACCGCCUGGUACAUGUCCGGCUAUUAUACGGGCCUCUACCAGGGAAAGAAAGAAGCCAGCACCAGCACUAGCGCCAAGAAGAAGACACCCAAGAAGUAAUUCCAUCUCAUCUCAUCACAUCUUUUCUAAAGACUUGUAGAUAUUAAGCGAACAAACCAAUUAAAUAUUGUUAUGUUAAAGAGUCAA